This is a messenger RNA of Fusarium redolens, 465 nucleotides long. RefSeq lists its product as uncharacterized. The annotation marks the transcript as partial. The transcript has a single exon. Lineage: Eukaryota; Fungi; Ascomycota; Sordariomycetes; Hypocreales; Nectriaceae. The record is from RefSeq and is a predicted model, not a curated record.
CUGCACUUAUCUAAGGCCAUUUUUCAACUUUCGAUGAUGUUCUGGACGUACCAGGAACCUACCGGAGAUAUGUCUGCAUAUGCCAUUAUUCACUAUACAGCCUUCUUAAGAAUCCAGAGACCGUCCCUUGCUUUUCAUUCAGCCCAUGGUUCAUCACCUAGACUAGCUGCCCUCAUGUGGAUUAGGAGGCUUCUGUUCUUCGAGUACGCCGUCCCCGUUUAUGCCUACAAUAGUCUUGACUUGGCUUGGCCUUGUCGGACAGCUUAUCCGUCACAACCCGGUCGCAUUUCGUCCAUCCGUUGCAAAUAUCUUCUACGGGGUUGCUAUAUACCAUUCGGAGAGUUAAUAGAACUGAAGGCAUUUGGGAAAUCUAUCGUAAAACGAGAAGGAGUUCCAGGCAACCUAACUUGGGCUCCUGACGGCCGGUCGUUACAAUUGGUGACGACAAAAAAGUCAUGCUGUUAA